Thlaspi arvense is the source of this 1095-nucleotide messenger RNA. The record is from the annotation of a GenBank genome assembly. Lineage: Eukaryota; Viridiplantae; Streptophyta; Magnoliopsida; Brassicales; Brassicaceae.
GCCAAGUAGAGGUGUUUGUAGAAACCUUUUAACCUUUUUGGAUAAAUUCGCUAUUUCUCUAUAAAGUAGGGAUCUAUAUGAAAUAACUGGAAAACAAUCGGGGAUGAAUGUACAUUUUUAACCUUUACCUUGUUCACUCCAGAAUCUUCUUCAAUUUUGAGCUCUUGAACUCAAUCGCCGUUCUUCCAUCGACCGUCCACACAGUUCCGGCGCCGUCUAUCCAAUUUAGCUUCCGCUGCAAAACAUGAGUCAUAACCCGGAGGUUCUUUGGGCUCAGCGUUCUGAUAAGGUUUACCUAACCGUGGCCUUACCUGACGCAGAGGACAUUUCAGUAAAAUGUGAGCCUCAGGGCCUAUUUAGUUUCUCUGCUCUUGGUCCCCAAGGCAAGCUCUUUGAGUUCAGCUUGGAGCUUUAUGGGAAAAUUGUGCCAGAAUAUAGAAAGAAUGUUGGGCUAAGGAACAUCAUAUUUUCAAUUCAGAAAGAAGAGAGAAGCUGGUGGCCACGAAUUCUGAAGUCAGAAGACAAACCUGCACCUUACAUUAAAGUCGACUGGAAUAAAUGGUGUGAUGAGGAUGACGAGGACAACUCUGAAACAGCCUCCGAUGAUGAGAGUGCAUUUGUUGAUCAAGAUUGUGAAAGCAGCGAUGACGAUGGAUUGCUCUAUCUUCCAGAUCUGGAAAAGGCAAGAAGCAAGUAGCUAGCCAACUCUGUUUCGGAAGCUGAAGAAAAGGUAGAAGAUUAAGAAGUGAAGCAGAGUGGUUUAGGAUGAUCACCUGACUCAACCCGAACACUUAGUUGCUGCGGUUUGCUCGGGUUUACCUCUGAUUUAGGUUUCUUAGGGGAAUCAGCUUUAGUUGUCUUUGAUAUAGUUUCCCAGUUUCUUUGACUGAAUUUGGCAUUUUAUUUGGUGUUUGGUUCGCACCAGAUCCGUUUUCGAUGUUUUGUGCGGUAUGUGAACUCUACCAAGGUUAAUGUAAGGAUUGGACUCUAAUACCAUUUACUAAUUGUGUCUUUUGGAAUGAUUCAGAUUCAUUUUUUAGCUCUUACUAAUGCGUGAAGCUCUUGUGCUCGAAUAUUUUAGUGAUUGUAUCUAAC